UGGUGGUUCCCAGGCUGAGGGUCAGAGAGGACUUGCGGGGAAGGAUGAUGGCAGAGGUCACAGUACAGACCAAGACCUGGUCAGUGUGGCCCUUCGGGGGGCGCACGUGUGCAGUGCAGCAGGAAAGAAGUGCCAGGAGGGUUCUGUCCCCAACUCCAGGCCACGAGGGAGGAGGAGCUUCUGUGAGAGCCAGCUGUGAGGAAGAAGGUGCCCUGAGAUCAUCUGGUCACGAGGACAGGGGUGGAGAGUCAGCCAGUGAGGAGCUUGAGGACUGAGAGGUGCCUGUUCACCAUGAGCUGUGGACUCGGGGGCAAGCAGAGCCAGUGGGGUGGGGAGAGUCCGGGCAAGUGCAGGCCUGUGGGCAUGGGGAGAUGGGAGAGGUGAGCUGUCCACCGGGACCGCCAUUUAGGGUGGUGAUCUCAGAGGACAAGGCCAUUUGGCUGGUGGAAUUAGCUGGUCCAGGAUUCCAAGGAGAACUCUGGUUUCCAGGAUCUUCAGCGAGGGCACAGGCUAAGGGUGACCCAGGCUGCAGGUGCCAAAAGUAAGGGACCUGGCCUUCUACUUACUGUGAACUGCACAUGGCAUAGAGGGUGCAGGCAACGCUCAUCAAGCAGCUGACUUAAGCAGCCUGUACAGUGGAGUAUAGGUCUUCCUUUAUCCCUAGGCUAAGAGUCAGGCGGCUCCGCGAGCUUCCUGGCUGCAGGUAAACCAUAGCAAUCCCUGCUGUCCUUUACCUCUGACAGCACAGACAUUACGAGGAGUUCUCAUGCCCAGUGCCAGGCACUAGGCCACACUUCUUUCUUCACUUGGAGUUAAGGCUUCUCCCUGCAGUUCUGGCCCUCAGCUGGGGCUGAUUCAGGCCAGCCUUGGGAAGCCGGGGACCAUCAGCUCGUUUUGUUUCUCACCUCGUCCUGGUUGAUCCCCAGGGGCUGCGGUGCCAAAGAGGGAGGAGAUGUCUGGGCAGGGAGGUUCUGACUUGAGUAGGCCCUGGCUCUGGCUCCUGCCUGACAAGUUUUACCUGACUCCUCCCUGCAGGUGCUCCACGGUCUGCUCAGAAUCCCCUCCCCAGACACCCCCACAUCUGGGCACUGUAUCCCUAAUCCGUUCUUCACAGCCUCCAUAAACCUGGAGCUCACUUCCAGAUUCUGACAGCCGAGGCCCCACGCCCCCCUUCUAGGUGGCCCAAUGGACAGGGUCUCAGAAGACCCUCACAUUGUCUUUUUCAUGCAUGUGGCCCACACCUAGUACACACACACACACACAUACACAUACACACUAAAAAACACCACCCAUUCUUUGCCCUACCCCAGGGUGCAGGUCAGUCCAAACCAACAGCUCAGCUCCACCCCACGGUGGAAGCAGAGAGCCCCCCACAGGCCUCUGCCCUCUACCUGCUCAGGCCAAGGCAGACUCCAUCGUCAGUGACCCCAGCUGAGGGGGCAGCUUACCAAGCUCUCCAAAUUUCCCUGCCAAACCCCCUCUACCCCAAAAUCUUGGGGCUGGGGGCAAGCAACCCCCGACACCCUUUCCCCUUAUUGUUGGAAAAAUAUAAUAAGGAUUUAGCCAAAGAAAUAGUCACAAAACCCUUGUGUAUCCUCAUCCCAGGGCCUUUAGAAUGGUCGGUCCAGUUUAGUCCAGUAUUUACUAUGCACACUGACCUCUCGUUCAGCAAUUUUUUGUGUUGUAUCUUGGAGCCCCAGUAGGAACUUCCAUUUUUUGGCCUGUUACACUUCUUUUAAGGCUUGGCUCAAUCCACCCCCUUCCAUAGGCCUCCCCCAAACCUCCCGCCACCACUGGACUUUGCUCCUUCCUCCUGCUCUUCAGCUGGGAGGAGCUGGGGGGAUGUUGACCUGUUUUGUGCUGAGGGUCCCUUCCUGCUGGGCUGGGAACCACCGCACAGGGCUGGUGUCCCUCCCAGGGCCAGGUGCACCGCGGGUGCCCGCCUCCUGUAAGAAGGACAACUGACCACACCCUUCCGUCUUGCGGGUUCUCUGAGAGGAUCGCCUGGACAAAUGAGGCCUCUUCCUUGAAUAUCAACACCUGCCUAGAAUCUUAAAUCAUUUGGAAUGAAACUCUUCCUGCCUGGAUUUCACAAUCCAUGCCUUCUGAAUAGAAAAUCCAUAGUGGUCCUACUCCGUGACUCUGGGUCAUUGACACGCAUGUGACUCUUCCAAGAACGCCCUUGGUUGAGAAUGAGUUGCCCUAUUUUAUAGGUCAUUUCACCUUAAUUUGGACUGUGUUUUGCAGCAUCCUUUGUGCUUUGCCUGCUUUUAAUGACAUUCCCCGCGCCAUCCAACUGUCAGUUGCCCGUCCCCCAGCUGUCCGUGGGCAGCUCUGCCCACCUCGGGCAGCGUCUCUCCCACUGCUAGGUUGUCGUUUUCAAAGUGCUGUGAGCUGGAGCACAAGUACCAGAGCCCUGGUGGAAAAUCAGAGGCCCAAGUGGGGGCUCAGGGCUCGGUGAUAUGGUGAAGGCGGGGGCUUUGGGCAGACUUCACAGUAUCUAUUCACAGCCUUGGGCCCCUCCCGCACUCUCUGGGCUCUGGAUAACUAAGUUGCGUGGUGAGCUUAAAAUAGUCUCAUGCCUUUGAGGAGAGGCUGGGGUGAGCCCAAACCUGCUGGAUUAGGAUUGGGCUCAGCCUUGGACAUCUGUGAGGGAAGCUGGGGACAGAGCGCAUGGGCAGUAGGACCCGUAGGGCUGGGGUGGGCCCCUCGGGUUGGGGGCGUAAGAGGAAGUGCAGGACUCAGAUCCUCUCUUGGCUGCACUCACCUUUCCUUCUCUGGAAGAGCAAUCGGUCCAGGAGCCUCACUGUGGUCUUGGUGGCCUGAGUGCAGAAUUUUCCAGCUCUUCCUGAGUUACACUCAAGGGUGAGGCCAGCCUUGUAGGCACAGCCCCUCCAUACAGCUCACCCCCAGAGAACUUGGGGCCGACCAUCUAAGGCACCUGGUCCUUCCUGUUUUCCUGAUGAUGCUGACACUGCUCACACAUCACUUGCCCCUCUUGCUGAUCUGCAAAGCUCUCCUUCAACUUUAAAUAUGAGCGUGAAGGACCCUUCCUCUAUAAAGACUUGGUAAUUAUGGGGAGGAUACCCGUUGAGCCCCACUCAGCUGAGAAGACCCUGGCCUUCCUCCCAGCGCAGUGGCCCACUCCCUGAGGCUCGGUGUGACCUGUGCCUGAUGCUCUGAGUCAGGGGGUGAGGGAGGCAGGGAAGAGGGGGCCCAGGGUCUAUAUUUCACUUCCCUUCCCCCCAAAAGGGAUCCCAUGUCCAGGUCUGGGAUGUUCAUAGGAUGCUGGGUUGGAGGGGCAGUCAGCAGGAUCCCUUACCUGCCGCUCCAGCCUGGACCCCUGGCCUGUGUGUGCAGCCGGAUGCAGAGCAGAUACUCACAAGAGUAAGAUGUCUCAAAUUCAGCUACUCCAGGACAGUGUGUGCGGGCACGCCUGUGUGCCUGCUGUCUGGGCCCCUUGGCUAGAUGGUGGUAGUGUCCAUUUAUCUGCGUUAACCCCAAGAUCAUGCAGGCCCUCCGGGUUUGCAGAGGGUCUCAGGAAUGCAUCCUGACCUCACCCCAGCCUCAGUGGUGCUGUGAGGCCACGCCUACGAGGACACCCAGGCUCAGUCGCUCAGCAACCUGCCCACGGUCACUCUACAGUUGGGAAAGGAAUGAAGCCCGGAGCGCCUCAAAGUCCAGCCUGGUGGUUACUGACAAGCAGAUGAGCCUGGAGCUGACAGCCAUGGAGCCUGGAGUUUCGGGAAAUGGGCUCAGCACCAAGGCCGUUCCUCACUCAGCACUGGGGCCUGGAGUCAGCCUGCACGCCUACGACAUCGCGGUCCUGGUCACCUACUUUGUCUUUGUUAUCGGUGUGGGGCUCUGGUCAUCCAUUCGUGCAAGCCGAGGGACCAUUGGCGGCUACUUCCUGGCAGGGAGGUCCAUGAGCUGGUGGCCAAUCGGAGCAUCUCUGAUGUCCAGCAACGUGGGCAGCGGCUUGUUCAUCGGCCUAGCUGGGACAGGGGCCGCUGGAGGCCUCGCUGUGGGUGGCUUCGAGUGGAACGCAACCUGGCUGCUUCUGGCCCUUGGCUGGAUCUUCGUCCCUGUGUACAUCGCAGCCGGUGUGGUCACAAUGCCGCAGUACCUGAAGAAGCGAUUUGGAGGCCAGAGGAUCCAGGUGUACAUGUCUGUCCUGUCUCUCAUUCUCUACAUCUUCACCAAAAUUUCAACUGACAUCUUCUCUGGAGCCCUCUUCAUCCAGAUGGCCUUGGGCUGGAAUCUUUACCUCUCCACGGUGAUCCUGCUGGUGGUGACGGCCGUCUACACCAUCACAGGGGGCCUCACGGCUGUGAUCUACACAGACACUCUGCAGACCGUGAUCAUGGUUGGGGGAGCCCUGGUCCUCAUGUUUCUGGGCUUUCAGGAGGUGGGCUGGUACCCAGGUCUGGAGCAGCGGUACAGGCAGGCCAUCCCUAAUGUCACAGUCCCCAACACCACCUGUCACCUCCCCCGACCCGAUGCCUUUCACAUGCUCCGGGACCCUGUGAACGGAGACCUCCCCUGGCCAGGCCUCAUUUUCGGGCUCACAGUGCUGGCCACCUGGUGCUGGUGCACCGACCAGGUCAUUGUGCAGAGGUCUCUCUCCGCCAAGAGUCUGUCCCACGCCAAGGGAGGCUCUGUGCUUGGGGGCUACCUGAAGGUCCUGCCCAUGUUCUUCAUCGUCAUGCCCGGCAUGAUCAGCCGCGCCCUGUACCCAGAUGAGGUGGGCUGCGUGGACCCUGACGUCUGCCAAAGGAUCUGCGGGGCCCGAGUGGGAUGCUCCAACAUCGCCUACCCCAAGCUGGUCAUGGAUCUCAUGCCAGUGGGUCUGCGGGGCCUGAUGAUCGCCGUGAUCAUGGCCGCCCUCAUGAGCUCACUCACCUCCAUCUUCAACAGCAGCAGCACCCUUUUCGCCAUCGACGUGUGGCAGCGCUUCCGCAGGAAGGCGACGGAGCAGGAGCUGAUGGUAGUGGGCAGAGUGUUUGUGGUGUUCCUGGUCGUCAUCAGCAUCCUCUGGAUCCCCAUCAUCCAAAGUGCAAACAGCGGGCAGCUCUUCGACUACAUCCAGUCUGUCACCAGCUACCUGGCCCCGCCCAUCACCGCCCUCUUCCUGCUGGCCAUCUUCUGCAAGAGGGUCACAGAGCCUGGAGCCUUCUGGGGCCUCAUGUUUGGCCUGGCAGUGGGGCUUCUGCGCAUGAUCCUGGAGUUCUGUUACCCAGCCCCAGCCUGCGGGGAGGCGGACCCGAGGCCAGCUGUGCUGAGGGACUUCCACUACCUCUACUUUGCACUCCUCCUCUGCGGGAUCACGGCCAUCGUCAUCAUCACUGUCAGCCUCUGCACAACUCCCAUCCCGGAGGAAAAGCUCGCUCGCCUGACGUGGUGGACACGGAACCGCCCCCACUCUGAGCUGGAACAGGAGGCCAGUGAGAACACAGCAGGGACAGUGGAGGUGCCCCCCAAAGAGGUCCCUGCAGGAGCUGGAGGGGCAGACAACUCCAUCCGGGGCGAGGAGCAGCCUGGAGCCUCACGCAGGUCCUGGGGGAAGCUGCUGUGGGGCUGGUUCUGCGGGCUCUCGGGGGCCCCGGAGCAAGCGCUGAGCCCCGCGGAGAAGGCGGCCCUGGAGCGGAAGCUGACCAGCAUUGAGGAAAAGCCGCUCUGGAGAAGCGUCUGCAACAUCAACGCCGUCCUCCUGCUGGCCGUUAACGUCUUCCUCUGGGGCUAUUUUGCGUGACCUCGCGGGCCUGGCAUCAGCUGAGACAGAUUAAACACAGCCAGGCCUG
Molecule: messenger RNA, 5801 nt
Organism: Vicugna pacos (alpaca)
Lineage: Eukaryota; Metazoa; Chordata; Mammalia; Artiodactyla; Camelidae
Source: RefSeq, a predicted model, not a curated record